Danaus plexippus (monarch butterfly) is the source of this 3092-nucleotide messenger RNA. RefSeq names its product glutathione hydrolase 1 proenzyme-like. Gene Ontology annotation, molecular function: glutathione gamma-glutamate hydrolase. NCBI's taxonomy places the organism in Eukaryota, Metazoa, Arthropoda, Insecta, Lepidoptera, Nymphalidae. Bases 165 to 2096 code for a protein of 643 amino acids. The record is from RefSeq and is a predicted model, not a curated record. Gene Ontology annotation, biological process: glutathione catabolic process. The transcript has 10 exons. Gene Ontology annotation, cellular component: plasma membrane.
UGCAUUCAGCCUGCAAUUACGCAUUUGUGAUCGACAAGGAUUUUUAACUAGACCAUUUCCUGUAACGAAAAAUACAAUGUGAUAAGAAUAAGAAGUUCUGAAUACGUAAAUAUAAUGUAGAGGUUAUGUUGUUAUUGUGUUAGCUGUCAAAGUGUACACGAGCCAUGGGUUCAAUACGAAGCAGUUUGCACCGGCGUAAUUUUAUAAAUAAUCAAAUGGAUGAUAUGCCCAUGGAUACAAUAGGCCUGGUUUCACCAAUCAAUGCAUUCUUACACGGCAAUUUCAGUAAUGACGAUAGUGAUUACCCCGAAAAACCAUUGCGAUCGAAUACGAAGCUAAUAAUAUUCAGUCUGGUGAUGUUAGCAUUUGUGUCUGCGCUGAGCGGCUACCUGAUCGGCCAAGCGGACUAUAACCCAUCAAAAUUCACUGAGCCCGAGGACCCUGAACAGCCGUUAGCCCCGUCAGCAUCAUGGCUUCACGUCUUCCAGAAGGCAGCUGUUUGCACAGACGCACCACAUUGCUCGGGAAUCGGCAGGGCCAUUCUCUCAAUAAACGGCUCAGCAGUGGACGCGGCCAUUGCGGCUAUGUUCUGCAAUGGUUUACUCAACCAGCAGAGCAUGGGGAUCGGCGGAGGAUUCUUCAUGACGGUUUAUAUAAAGGAAGAAGAGAAGGCAUACUCCGUGAUCGCGAGGGAGAAAGCCCCGGCUGCGGCAAAAAGAGACAUGUUCGGCGGAAGCUCAUAUGAAGCCUCCAAAGGUAGCCUUUCUAUUGGGGUGCCGGGUGAGGUGCGUGGCAUGUGGGAAGCCCACAAACGUUGGGGGAGACUGCCGUGGGAGAAGCUGAUCAAACCAACUCUAGAGUUCUGCAAAUACGGCUUUACCAUCUCCAAGGCUAUGUACGACGGAAUAUUGAGCGCGAAGUACAUCAAGAAUGAUCCCACUUUAAGGAGAAUGUACUGGGAUCCGUCAAAGAACGCGUACUACCGUCCGGGAACCCUCGUCACACCCAGCCCAGCGCUCUGUAGAACUCUAACCAGGAUCGCAAAAAAGGGUGGUGACGAAAUGUACAACGGAUCCCUGGCUGCCGACCUCGCCGAUGACCUCAAUAAGACCGGAAGCAUCAUAACCGCUGAGGACCUUAAGCUAUAUCAGCCAAAGAUAACCGAACCGUUGGUUGUGCCGCUCGGUAAUGGCGACAUACUAUACACCCCUCCACCACCGAGCAGUGGCGCCAUCUUGGCUAACAUUCUGAACAUACUGAGCGGAUACAACUUCACGCCCGAGAACAUACAGGGAACGGAAAACAAGAUACUCACGUAUCACAGGAUCAUCGAGGCUUUUAAGUUCGCGUACGCCGCUAGAACCAGGCUGGGGGACAUGGAUUUUUUGGAUUUAGAAGGGUUCAUCAGUAACCUAACAUCACCGGAGUACGGGGUGGAAUUGAUGAAGAGGAUCGAUGACCUGAAGACCAGUAACGACAGCAGUCACUACGGAGCGACAACAUACACCAAACCAGAUCACGGGACAGCACACAUCUCUGUUAUAUCUGAAGAUGGAGACGCCGUGUCCGUCACAAGCUCCAUCAAUUUCUACUUCGGUUCAGGUGUCACGGCAACCAACACCGGCAUUUUGCUGAACAAUGUUAUGGACGAUUUCUCGUCACCCGGCUUCACCAACUACUUCAACCUUGAACCCUCGCCAGCCAACUUUAUUGAACCUCACAAACGCCCCAUGUCCACCAUGUGUCCUAGCAUCAUCAUCGAUAGAAAUGGAAAUGCCAAAAUGGUGAUCGGUGCCGCCGGUGGCACAAAGAUAGCUUCAGCUGUGGCUUUGGUAACGAUGCGGAAACUUUGGUUCGGACAAACAAUAAAAGAAUCCGUGGACGAAGCACGAAUUCAUCAUCAAAUAUUUCCAAUGCAUGUUGAAUACGAAUACGGAAUCAUUCAGGACAUCAUCAAGGGGUUGCGUGCUAAAGGGCACGGUAUGGUGCGUUACCGCGGCCGAGGAUCUGUGGUGUGCGCCCUCUAUCGCAACAAGACCGGCAUCUACGCCAACGCGGACUUUAGGAAGGGCGGCGAUGUCUCUGGCAUCGAUUAAUAACUGUAAUUUCUACUAGGUGGCUGUUUAUUGUGGCUGUUAGCUGCUUACAUCCCGCUUACCCCAUCUUGUCAGUGUUAAAUGUCAUUAAUUGACAAUCUGAUAAAUAAUGACAUUUCUGUCGAUCUAUUUUUUUUUAUCGCCCAUGAAAGGCCGCAGGUUUUUCUAUAAGGCUGAGAUAUUAUGAAUCCAAAUAAUUUCAUUUCUACGCAUUACAACUUAAUAAGGUAUAAUUAACUAUUUUUGACGAUAAUCGCAAUUCCAUAUAUGUAGCAGAACUAUUGUUCGCAUUGUAAACAAGGAUUUUUUUUAACAUCUCGGUUGAAGAAAGGCCUAAGUCUCAAAACUUCUAUUUAUAUAUGAUAGUUUCUAGGUGCCAAAUUAAAAUUUCACUGGCACCCAGCAAAUAUCAUAAUAAAGAUAUAUAUAUAUACAACUAAUGCAUUUAAUAAAUGUUUGUAAAAAAAACGUUCUGAAAUUAUAUAAAUAUAGGCUUAACAUCAACUACAAAGUGGAUCUGAUGUCGGCAAAUAUUUUAAUUCCCAUCUAUAAUGUACAAAAUGUACGAUAAAUUCCUCGUAAAUGUAUUUUAUUAACCAAAUUCCGCUAUAACUUCUUAUAUAUGUAUGUAAAACCUGGCAAAUGAUAACUACGCCAGAAUUAAUAUAAUAAAAAUAAGAAAGUGUUGUGAAGUAGUUUUAAAAGGUAAAUUCAAUCUUUUAACUAAAUGUAAGUAAAACUAACUGUAUUCAUACAAAGUAUGGCUAUAGGAAUACUGAGAUGACUUCACUUUAACAAUGUAGACAGUGAAUUUAAAAAUAUAUAUAUUGCCAUGAAUAUAUCUAAAACAGUAUUAAAAUAAAUAAAUAGUUGUAAAACACGUUUCUUUUUAUUGUUUGUGUAAAUAGCCUUUAAUUAAUUUAUAAUUUGAUUAAACGUUAAAUAUUAUAUUCGUAUCAAUUCCAUCGAUGUGAUUAAUAAAUAUUUUAAAUGUUA